AUAUUAGAUUAUUGUAACGACAAAGAAGAAAGUGAAAUAACGUGCCUUACUCGCACAAGUUUUCGUGUAAAUUUUGAUAACUCUGAUUCUACUCGUAACACAUUUCUAAUCGAAAUGCAGAAAGUAUACUGAAUGUGACUAAAGUCAAUAUUUUGCCAAAUGAUCGGGAUUGUCUGUCUUUAAUUUCAUAAAUAAACAAGAGAAACGAAAUGAGACGAAAGGCGGGCGUGGGAGCGAUACAGAAGCAAAAGUUGGAACAAGAGAAAUAUCGGGACAAGGGUACAGAGAUCCAGGAGAACCAGUUCGAGCAGAUGACGAAGCACAUGGAGACGUUCCGUGUGAAUCUAGAGGAGUUUGCGAGCAAGCAUAAGAAUGAGAUAAAAAAGAACGCUCGUUUCCGCCGUCAGUUCACGGAGAUGUGCGCUUCGAUUGGUGUAGACCCUCUGGCGUCCGGCAAAGGUUUCUGGUCGGUAUUAGGUAUCGGUGAUUUCUAUUACGAACUCGCUGUGCAAAUCGUGGAGGUCUGUAUGGCAACCAAUUACAAGAAUGGCGGUCUGAUAUCACUGGACGAGUUGAGGACACGCCUGAUUCAGGCCAGAGGACGUAGGAAGGAGCAUCAAGAGAUCACCAAUGAGGAUCUGUUAGCUGCAGCUAAGAAACUGAGAAUUUUCGGCAAUGGUUUCUCCGUAGUUCCUAUCGGUGGCGGUAAAUAUUUGGUUCAGUCAGUACCUGGUGAGCUCAGUAUGGAUCACACAGCAGUGCUGCAUCAAGCUAGUUUAUCAGCGAAUGCGUAUGUCUCCAAGUCUAUCCUGUGCAAAGAAUUAAGAUGGGAGGAGGAUAGAGCGCAAAAAGCUUUGAAUCAUAUGAUGAAGGAGGGACUGGCUUGGUUGGAUGAGCAGAACGAGAGUGAGACAUUAUAUUGGUUUCCUAGUUUAUUCACAGCUUGUAUUGUUUCCAAAGAAUAAAUUCUGUAUCAGUAUCGCUGCCAUGCUGAUAGAAAAUAUUUUGAAGAGAGAAUUCACAUUGUUUCUUGCGAUUUGUAUCUUUCUCGUAAAUAAAGUUGACCAGUGUAACAUA
This is a messenger RNA of Harpegnathos saltator (Jerdon's jumping ant), 1077 nucleotides long. It is a transcript of the gene lsn, whose product is annotated as vacuolar-sorting protein SNF8. The coding region runs from base 210 to 965 and encodes 251 amino acids. The record is from RefSeq and is a predicted model, not a curated record. Gene Ontology annotation, cellular component: ESCRT II complex. Gene Ontology annotation, biological process: protein transport to vacuole involved in ubiquitin-dependent protein catabolic process via the multivesicular body sorting pathway. NCBI's taxonomy places the organism in Eukaryota, Metazoa, Arthropoda, Insecta, Hymenoptera, Formicidae. The transcript has 2 exons.